Messenger RNA from Serpula lacrymans var. lacrymans S7.9, 3402 nucleotides. RefSeq lists its product as uncharacterized. Bases 1 to 2943 code for a protein of 980 amino acids. The transcript is spliced from 14 exons. Gene Ontology annotation, biological process: sodium ion export across plasma membrane; proton transmembrane transport; intracellular potassium ion homeostasis. Gene Ontology annotation, molecular function: ATP hydrolysis activity; P-type sodium:potassium-exchanging transporter activity; ATP binding. The record is from RefSeq and is a predicted model, not a curated record. Gene Ontology annotation, cellular component: membrane. Lineage: Eukaryota; Fungi; Basidiomycota; Agaricomycetes; Boletales; Serpulaceae.
AUGGAACGUUUCCCCAAAGUACCGAAAGGUACUUCUCAGCCUUCUUCAGACGGCUAUGACGUUCAGAUCAGAGCUAAAGGUGGUAAAAAUGUCUUCUCACCUCCUCGAACUCAGUACUGGAAGAAAAUUAUCAACUAUAUCUUUGGGGGUUUCAAUUUCCUCAUGUGGAUUGCGUUUAUAUUGUCUCUGCUGUCAUAUGAACCGCUAGGGGCUCCAUCUCCUGCUGUUUUUAAUCUCGGUGUUGCGGUCUUAUUAAUUUUAGUGAUCAUCGUGUCUGCGACGUUUUACGCUUUUGUGGAUUGGAAUGCCUCUCGUAUCAUGAAGUCCAUCAAAUCACUUGUCGCUCAAGAGGCUGUAGUCAUAAGAGACAGUAAGCAACAGGUUAUCCCAGCUUCAGACGUCGUCGUUGGAGAUGUCGUCCAACUGAGUACUGGGGAUCGCGUACCUGCCGACCUGAGACUCGUUCAAGUGACUCCCGAUCUUCGGUUCGAUCGUUCUUUGUUCACCGGAGAAAGUGAUAUGGUUCCUGGGGCCGUAGACGCGACUUCCGACAACGUACUCGAGACACGCAACCUUGCACUCACGUCUACAUUCGUGGUACAAGGGACCUGCACAGGAGUGGUCUUUGCUACUGGUGACAGAACAGUAAUGGGUCGUAUCGUGUCGAUGUCUGGUGACACAAAGUUCAAGAUGACAACUAUCCAGCGAGAGGUCUGGUUUUUUACGAAGAUCAUAUCUGGCCUUGCAUUAUCCUUGUUCGGUAUAUCUAUCCUCCUUUGGGGCGUGUGGCUCAGGACAUCCUUUCCUGGCUACGAGACCUCUAGCGGUGCUAUCAUUAAUUCGAUUGGAUGCCUUACCUCUUUUGUUCCUCAGGGACUUCCUGUUUGUGUCGCACUGUCCUUGACAGUUGUCGCGAGACGCAUGGCUAAACGUCACGUUCUCGUCAAGAAUCUAGCAACCAUAGAGACACUCGGGUGCAUGUCGGUCCUAUGCUCAGACAAGACAGGCACGUUGACCGCAGGAGAAAUGGUAAGUUCUUUCAUUUCCAGUGCUUCUCAACCUGGUCGAUUCUCAGCAUUGAAAGCCUUACACAUGGUUGCUAGACUUUGCAAUGGUGCCAAAUUUAACGCUGCAUCAGAAAACCUUCCCAUCGAAGAGCCUACUGUCAAAGGCGACCCGACAGAUUCAGCUGUUCUGCGCUUCUCCCAGUCAUUGUCUAUACCUAGUCUUGAUGUCGACACUACAGCUCUACUUUCUUCGUGGAAGAAGACCUUCGAGAUUCCUUUUAACUCCAGAAAUAAAUGGAUGUUAACGGUUGUAAACCAUUGCCAAGAAUCGGGUGAGAAAGGUUCUGAACCGUGGUUGCUCGUCAAAGGUGCUCCAGAUGUUCUGUUUCCCUCAUGCGAAAGCAUCAUGAACACAGAUGGUACCAUCGUACCCUUUGGCAAUGAUGCGAGACGAGGCAUAUCUGCUUUACAAAAUGAAUGGUCUGAUCAAGGACAGCGUGUGCUCGCACUCUGUCGGAAGCAGCUGGAUGGCAUCAAGACGAAUGUAUCGCCAAACGACAUGGAGGAGAUGAUGUAUGCGGAGGUGCAAGGACUGACGCUGGUUGGGAUCAUUGGUAUUCGGGACCCCCCGCGUGCCGAUGUUCCGUCCGCCAUUGUGACGAUUAGAAGAGCGGGCGUUAGGGUAUUCAUGGUCACGGGAGACUUCAAGCUUACUGCCGUGGCCAUUGCACGCCAGGUUGGGAUCGUCACACAAGAUCAUCUUGAUACCAUCAGUAAUAUCAGGGUUUCAGAUUACUCCAAGGAGUUCUCGGUCGUUCCGCUUUCUGCGGUUAAACCGUCUGAAGACGAUCCGAUUCGAUCGCUUGUUCUGACCGGAGAUGAUGUAGCCUCUCUUAGUCCUGAAGAUUGGAAUAUCAUUGUUGGUCGAUAUACAGAAAUUGUGUUUGCACGGACGACCCCUGAUCAGAAGCUAAGGAUUGUAGAAGAAAUCAAAGCCCGCGGAGACAAUACCGUCGCGGUCACAGGAGAUGGGGUUAAUGAUGCACCUGCUCUGAAAGCUAGCGAUAUUGGUGUUGCGAUGGGAAGUGGGAGCGAUGUUGCGAAAGAAGCAGCUUCCCUCAUUCUCCUCAACAAUGACUUCUCGUCCAUCCCUGUCGCGAUUGAAAUGGGACGGCUUGUAUUUGACAAUCUGAAAAAGGUCAUUCUCUACUUGACGCCAGCUGGAAGCUACGCGGAGUUCAUGGCAGUGCUAGGAACCGUUUUCUUCGGCAUGCAAAUCCCGAUGAGCUCGUACUUACAAGUCUGUUUUUGUAUUACCAACGACGUGGUCAUGUCGAUCUCGUUGAUGUACGAGAAGCCUGAAGCGGACCUUAUGCUACGAAAGCCGCGGAACGCGAGGACUGACCGUCUGAGUGAUUGGCGGUUUUUCGUGCAGGUUUAUUUUUUCAUAGGGCUGAUGAUAUGGCCGUGUGCCAUGAGUAUGUGGUUCUUGUACAUGCACCAACAUGGCCUCAGCUUUUACGACGUUAUCCUGGUUUACAACAAGUGGACGGACGGGUGGAAAGGCCAUUCGACAAGUGAUCUGACGCAACUCGUUAACGUCGGCCAGUGCAUCUACUACGUGACCAUCGUGUUCAUGCAGUGUGGGAGCCUGCUUUCUGUGCGCAACCGACGUGUGUCUAUCCUAAACUCCAACCCUCUUUGGGGUCCCCGUCGCAACCUCGUAGUCCCUCUUGGCAUGAUCGGAACUGCUCUCAUCGCAGUCGUCAACCUGUACGGACCGGGGUUGAAUAGCGUAUUUGGGACGGCUCCUAUACCGAGGAUGUUCUGGGGCCUUCCGUUCUGCUUUGCUUUGGGUGUGUUGAUCAUGGAUGAAAUCAGAAAGGCGAUUGUGAGGAAUUACCCAAAGUCAAUUAUCGCUGCUAUGGCCUGGUAAAGUCACAUUCGAGCUUAGUCUUGACGUUUUAUUACUCGCAUCGAAUCUUUUUGGGAAAUGUACUUUUUAUUUUCUUCAUAUUUCUUGGGACUUAAUUGUAGAGUAUGUUUUCUACUCAACUUGUUGCACCUCUAUAUCAUUUGAUGUGGCUGGUGUGGCUAAUGGAAGCUACAAUAUACUGCAUUCCUUUUUUUUUUUUUUUUUUUGUAGACCGCAGUCUGAGUAAACGCUGGCCAAAUAUUUGUGGGGUUAAAUUGUAUCACCUGGUCUUUGAUUGACACUUGUAUUUCAGGUUCAAGACCUGUAUCAAAUCAGACGCUCACUGAUUUGGUCGAUAGGUGGGAACUAUCAAUUUGAAGCCCCCUUUUAGGAGAGUUGAUGAAGUACUUGUGGUAUCUAUGGAACAAUUAUGUUACUUGUACAUUCUGCAUCUACUUUCUAUACACGAACAUCAGAUUU